CCACCUCAGCAUUUACCUCAUAAAUCUAGGUGCCUUCCAGAUCAAUGACCUUCCCUCCACCAAACCGGACCAUGAGGCUCAUUCAUGCAGGGGUUCUUAUUUUCAUUGGAUUAGUCUUCUUACCAAGCACAAGUCACGGACUGGGAAUUGUAGCAGUGACCAAGAAAACAUGUCUGAAGGUGCAAAAAACUAAAGUCCCUAUUGGCUUGCUGAAGAGUUACAUCCGACAAACCAUCCCUAUGGAAGCAAUUCUGUUUGUUACAAUCAAAAAUAAAGAGCUGUGUGCAGACCCCACCAUGGAUUGGGUGAAAAAGGCUAUUGCUGAACUGGACAAGAUAUCCCUGAAGCAACCAAUGAAGAGGCAAGCCACCCACACCACGAGUGCCAUGAUGAAGACUGCAGGGGGCAACAGGAAAAGACCAACUAACAGAAAACAGAAGAAACAGCAAAAGAAACGUGUUACACCACAGACAGCCAACAAAACCAUUGUAACAGCCAGAACUCCCUCUGUGCUACCCUGAGGUUACAUAUUACUGAAAAUAAAACAACAAAUAUAAUGAUGACACUCAUUAUAGCUCAUUUCUUUAACUGUUCCAAAGUUAAUAAAAUAAUUAUAGAAAUAGGUUUAUGUAAAAUGUACACAAGAUGGCUGCCAGGGUUGUCAUUGAGAGACUGCUGCUUCCCAUGUAUUGAUUAACACAUAUUUGAUAUCCUUAGAUUGAUAUUAUUUUGACUUCCGUAAAGUCUAGAAGUUUGAGGAGAAUGUCCUUUGCUGCAAAUGGAGCUUCUGCAUUAUCUAUAUGUUCUGGCACUCAUACUAUUUUUUAAUUUAAAGAUGCUUUGCAUCUACAAAUAUAAUUGCUGUACACAUAUAUCAGGUGGGUAGUGAGUCUUACAUAUAUAACUUUAGCAAAGACAUGUGUAAAGGUCUACUCUGAGAGACGAAUACUGGCUCUAAACUAUGCUACUGUAUGAUUUAAGACAAAAACACUGUAAUACCGGGUGGUCUUCAGGUUGCCGACUGUCGGGAUCCCGGCGCACAGUAUACCGGCGCCGAAAUCCCGACAGCCGGCAUACCGACAACUUUUAUGCCUCUUGGAGGGUCCACGACCCCCCUGGAGGGAGAAUAAAUAGCGUGGCUUGCGUAGCGCACCACCGUGCCCGCAGCGUGGCGAGCGCAGCGUGCCCACAAGGGGCUCAUUUGUGCUCGCUAUGCUGUCGGUAUGCCGGCGGUCGGGCUCCUGGCGCCGGUAUGCUGGUCGCCGGGAGCCCGGCCGCCGGCAUACCAUACUACACCCGUAAUACCACAUGUGACCACCGGGUCAUGCUGCAGAGCACUUUUAUACUUUGAAUAGUUAAUGUACAAUGAAAGACUGCAGAGUAGGAUUUCUAGGUGUUUGAAGGGGUUCGUUAUGAUUUACCGGAAGCUGGGCCGUCAGUGUGCCGGGUGCGAGGCGAGCGCAAAGAGUCCCCUUGCGAGCUCGGUGCUCGCUGUACUCGCCACAGGUUCUAUUCCCACUCUAUGGGUGUUGUGGACACCCACGAGUGGGAAAAGUCCUGUGUGGCCGGUAAUCCAGCUGCCGGCAUUGCCAGUUGUCGGGAUUCCGGCGUCGGUAUCCAGAAUCCCGACAUCCAGUAAUUUAAACGUAUAGUAUACUGUUAGAAGGCACCAGUGCUAACCACUGCACCAAGCAGAUAUUAAUAAUGUAGCAUAAGAGUGCAAAGACACCUCUGAAACUCUGUUUGCACCUUCUACAGUUAAUGCUGAUUUUCUACUGUAUUUUUACACGAGGAGACUCUCCUUUUAGGGAUUCUACUCUUGACCUGUUAAUGUAUAUCAUAGCAACAUACAUCUGAUGAAGAUAAAUGGUAACUUGUCUUACACAUUGCCAUAAACUGACGCCUCCUGCCAGCAUCUCAAAUUCGAGUGCUGUGUAUGAAGAUGCAGCAUCGGAUCACCAUGGCGACCAUCGGUUGCGAUGCUUGCAGCAUCGGCCAUCUGAGUAAGUUUAAGCUUACUUAGAAUGACCAUCUCCUGCCCACUUGUCAGGAAAUCUGCGCCAGAAGAUGGUUGCGCCAUUCCUAGGAAAGGGAGCAGACAUGCGUUCCCCCACACCCGUUUUCUGGGAUGUAGGCAGCACUGCCCCCAAAACGGCCGCAGUAUGUCAAUUAUGCACAUGUGCAGUCCCACAAUCAUCGGGGAUGUACAUAAACCCUCGAGUUUAUGUACAUCUCUUAAUCAGGCCCCCAUGUUAAGUGUAAAAUUACAAAUGCAUUGUUACAUUAUUAAAUUAUUGACAGUAGGCUCAGCAGAUAAUAGUAGCAGAUAACAGAGGCUCCUACGAGGCACAUGUGCGCUACUCCCUGCUUUGGUGAUUAUUAGAGCAAGUGAGUAUAUGUGUCAGUUUUCUGCACUUAGUCAUAUAAACAGAUGAUGCGUGACUGUGUCGUGGUCAUCCAUUCAGGCAUACUUAGCCAUGGUCUUUGGGUUAUGUGAUGACAUUAUGUAUAAAAGAUAUGUUUGUUACAAGUGUGGUUAUCACUGCGAGCUACCACCUCCCAUUUCCCAAAUCGCUCCUCUAGCUGCAACAAGUGGUAACGCUGAGGUUCCUGGAAACUAUUGUGUUGUGUGUCACUGUGGGCCUAAUUCAAGGUUGAUUGCAAAAGCAAAAUCUUCCUCUAAUGGGCAAAACCAUGUGCAAUGCAGGUGGGGAAAAAGUAAUAUGUGCAGAGAGAAUUAGAUUUGGGUGUGGUCACAGGUGUGUGCACACUGAAAUCUAAAUUGCAGUCUAAAAAUAAAGCAGCCAGUAUUUACCCUGCACAGAAACAAUAUAACCCACCCAAAUCUAACUCUCUCUGCACAUGUUAUAUCUGCCCCCUCUGCAGUGCACAUGGUUUUGCCCAUUAGAGGGAAUUUUUUCUUUUGCAAUCAACCUUGAAUUAGGCCAUGUGUCACUAUUCUGAUUUAACCGGCCCAUAGUGAAUAUAU
Molecule: messenger RNA, 2989 nt
Organism: Pseudophryne corroboree (corroboree frog)
Lineage: Eukaryota; Metazoa; Chordata; Amphibia; Anura; Myobatrachidae
Product: C-C motif chemokine 12-like
Exons: 3
Coding region: 45-521 (158 amino acids)
Biological process (GO): immune response
Cellular component (GO): extracellular region
Molecular function (GO): chemokine activity
Source: RefSeq, a predicted model, not a curated record